Molecule: messenger RNA, 2986 nt
Organism: Symphalangus syndactylus (siamang)
Lineage: Eukaryota; Metazoa; Chordata; Mammalia; Primates; Hylobatidae
Source: RefSeq, a predicted model, not a curated record
UUGAAAAUUCAGGAGUGAGGUUGGGCUGGCUGGGUAUAUACUGAAAACUGUCAGUACACAGGUAACAUCUAAAACCACACAUCUGGUUUUAUUUUAGCAGUGACAUGUGUCACUCCCACAAAAGCCUUCCCAAUUGGCCUCGGCAUACACAGCAAGUCUCCUCCCCACAGCCCUCUACACAAAAACAAAUUCCUUAGUUUAGUUCAGGAGGAAAUGUGCCCUUUUCCUUCGGCUCUAGGUGACCGCAAGGCCCAGUUCUUGUCACCAAGAUGUUAAGGGAAGUUUGCCAAGGGGCAUCUGAAAGGAAAUAAGGGGAAAGGAUUGACCACAAAGGAAAGCCAAGAGAACCUUGGAGACACAUUCUAGAGCCCUGGCAUUUCACAACAAACUCUGGAACAAACCCUGUCUCAUCUUCAUUCAAGCCUCUGUUGGACAGAUUUUCUGACUGGCCGCGGAACAUAAGCUCAUUGAUGUCUUCCCAGUCUCCAGCUGAGUCAUACCUUGGUCAGAGGGAAUCUUCUAGUCCUCAGACAGGGCUUGCCUUUGACUGGCCCCUGCUGCUUACGUCCUUUGUGAAUCACAAGCGGUACCUCUUAAUGUACUCUGCCUUCACUCCUAAACGCAUGUGGCAGGCAUGUAAUGCUGCUGUUAGGCGCAUGGGCUGGGACUCGAAUAGGACUGAGUUCUAACCUUGGAUCCACCACUUACUAAUGCAGAGGUCUCAGGUAACUGACUUGAGUUUUUCCACAGACCAUAAAAUGAGAUUGACACUACUCCUUAAGUGACAAUAUUGAGUUAAAUGAGAAGAUGUAUAAAAUGCUCAGCACAGUAUUAGCAAACCGCAAACAAUACAAAGUCUCAAUUGUCCUCAUCAGUAAGUCAGCAUUUACCGAGUGCAUACUAAAUGAACGUGUUGUUUGUUCCAGCGCAUCUGUGAGAUAUCUCCUGCCUGUUCCUUUCCUUCCCCACAACAGAAGCUCCUUCACACCACAGCUCUCUCACAGCCUUACCCUUUCAGUCAAUACAUUCCUGCUAAAUGAAAUGCACUUUUCUCUCUUCUUAAAAAAAAAAAAGCACAAUUCAGCUCGUCCCCUGACAUUGCCCAAACUCCCUUCCUCUGCGAGACCUUUUUUGUCCAUCUGGCUUCCCUGCCUCAGUGUUGCCCGGGAGCCUGGACGACAGCCCGUAGACCUGCACGCCCCACUGCCUGCGCUCGUGCCUCACACCACCCCUCCGUCAACACAAAGCGGGCGCUCAGCAGCCCGCAGCCGCCCUCCAGGCGUCCUCUACGGGUCACUGAGGCCGCGGGGCCCGUCCUUCGGGCUCUCAGAACCCCGGCACCGUCCCUGCCCGCCCUGGCGCCACUCCAGCACCUCCACACCAGGCGCCCUAGCUCGAGACUCACUCAGCUCGACCACGGGAAGGGAAGGAGCGCGAACGCUAAAUCCCGUGCCGCGGAGAGCCAAACCCCCUGGACCGGAAAUGCCUAAUCUGAACUUCCGCCGUGCCCUUCAGCUCACCAACCAAUUGAAUUCCACGUUUCGUGGGUCCGCUCUAGGCGGCUGAUAGUACUCGAUGCUCUGGCAGUCCUUUUCCUUCCUGGUUAGUCCCUACAAGCCCUUGGCGGAAUCUGCGGCCCUAGUUGUGAACAAAGUCCACUAUGAUUUAAAACCUUGGAAACCUUCAAACUAUUCAGAAGUGUUUACUGAACACACAAGCAAAUGCUAUUGAGCAGAUGUUGCUACUCACAGCCUACCAUAUGCCAAGCAUUGCACCACGCACCACACUGGAGAGAUGGAGAAGAAAGGUGAGACACCUCCGUUAUUGGGCUUAGAGUCUAUUGGUGAGAGAAGAAUGCUAAAAAUGAUAUAACUUAUUUAAAUUGUAAAUACAAUAAGGUCUCUGAAGGAGGAAUGUAAUGGUGCUGGGUGAACCUAUAAUAGGUGCCCUGUUUAGUGGAUUCAUGACAGAGUAACUUCUAUGGGCUAAUGGCAGCAUACUCCAGGCAGCCUGGUCCUGUCCUCUUUACCUCUUCUGCUUGGUUCCAUAUAAUUCAGCAUUUUUUUUUUGAGAUGGAGUCUUGCUCUGUUGCCCAGGCUGGAGUGCAGUGGUGUGAUCUCAGCUCACUGCAACCUCCACCUCCCGGGCUCAAGUGAUUAUCCUGCCUCAGCCUCCCAAGUGGCUGGUACUGCAGGUGCAUGCCACCACACCUGGCUAAUUUUUGUAAUUUUAGUAGAGAUGGGGUUUCACCAUAUUGGUCAGGCUGGUCUUGAACUCCUGACCUCAUGUGAUCCACCCACCUCAGCCUCCCAAAGUGUAAUUCAGCACUCUUCAAUUAUACAUAUUGAAAUAUGCAUUUAGAAAAGUACUUAAGUCAUAAAUAUGUACAACUCAAUUUUGAGUAUGUGAACAAGAAAGUAACCACUAUCCACAUAAAAAUGCAGAGCAGAUUAGCCCCCAAAGCCUCCUUUGUGCCCACUCCUGGUUAUUACCUUCAAAAUGCUACAUAAUGAGAGGACUCAGGUGCCAUAUAAAACUAUAAAGGUGACAAUUGGAACAGAAAUUAAAAUCUUGCUAAAUAUUGGAAACUCAACAAUAAAAAGGAUUGAAACGGAAAGAAGAGUUAAUAUUGCUAUGGUUUGGAUGUGUGUCCCCUCUGAAUUUCAUGUUGAAAUGUGAUCCCCAAAGUUGGAGGUGGGACCUGGUGGAAGGUGUUUGAGGAUGGAUCUCUCACGAAUGGCUUGAUGCCUUCUUGGAGGUAAUGAAUGAGUUCUCACUUUGUUACUUCAUAGAGAGCUAGUUGUUUAAAAGAGGCUGGCUCCUCUCUCUUGCUCCCUUUCUUGCCAUGUGACAUGCCUGUUCCCUCUUAGCCUUCUUCCAUGAGUAAAAGUUUCCUAAGGCCUCACCAGAAGCUGAGCAAAUGCCAGCACCAUACUUCCUGUGUAACCUGAAGAACCAUGAGCCAAAUAAACCUCUUUGUAAAUUA